AUGAUCCAACUGCUUCAGGGCCAAAAAAGCCGCGCUUAUCGCCCAGCAAUUACAUCUGUACCCAGUGGCGACUUCUCUGGCAUCACCACAAAUCGGGCUGAUUACGACCAGAAAAAGGUUGUCUCCAGUGAAUGUCUCCAGUUCACGUUCUCCACUUCAUUAGAAGAAGAGGAAACUCAUUAUGCCUGCAGUUUUCAGGCGAUGCGACCAGUUCGCCCAGUAAGGCCUAGAAGUAACGAAAUCGAACAUGGACGGCCAUUCGAAGGACAUUCCACAUACCAAGACGCGACUCGUCAACGGUCGAUGCGUCCUAAAGAGACGAAUUAUGCAUCGACUGACGCGUUUGCUGGAAAGACCACACAGAGAACGGAUUUCACCAAGAAGAAGGUGGACAUUUGUCCAGCCGAGAAGGUGUUGAGCAGAAGAGAUCGUACGUACGAGUUUUCGAAUACUCGCAAUGGUCACGACUUCUACCACCAUCGAAUUACGCACGCAUCGCGCUCGAAUUCUGCGCUCGUUCCAGUUGCAUGA
Messenger RNA from Ostertagia ostertagi, 531 nucleotides. Lineage: Eukaryota; Metazoa; Nematoda; Chromadorea; Rhabditida; Trichostrongylidae. The record is from the annotation of a GenBank genome assembly.